Molecule: messenger RNA, 2427 nt
Organism: Anopheles nili
Lineage: Eukaryota; Metazoa; Arthropoda; Insecta; Diptera; Culicidae
Product: protocadherin Fat 4-like
Exons: 4
Coding region: 1-2421 (806 amino acids)
Biological process (GO): multicellular organism development; adherens junction organization; cell morphogenesis
Cellular component (GO): catenin complex; plasma membrane; adherens junction
Molecular function (GO): calcium ion binding; cadherin binding
Source: RefSeq, a predicted model, not a curated record
AUGUUACUGUGGAUAUUUGUUCUAACGUUGUGCUACAGCUUAAGCGCAUCGCAAGAAUGCUCGUCCCCAACAUUCAGCUUUACCAGCUACGUCCAUCCAGAGCUGUUGGAUCUUACGACAGCCCCCAAUACUGUGAUUGCGAGUUUCGCUGUGGAGCACGUUCGAUCGGUUUCCAUCGUUACGCAGCCAAGCUACAUCGGUGCCAGGAUCGUUGAGUCGGAACUGCAGUUUUUGACGACGGAUGCCUUCGCAGAGUACGAAGAACACGAAGUACAGUUUUUUAUUAUCAUCCAGGUGGCUUACCAGUGUUCGUCAGGCCAAAGGCAAGGCAUCUACCGACAUUCACUUAAAUUGGCCAACAAUCAUGCACCCAGGUUCCUGCUGGAGUCCUACGAAGCAUUGGUGCCCUUACCGUUACCGAAACAAUUCGACUUAUCGCCGUACCUCGCCAGCGGGAACGGUGUAAUGGCACGAGACAUCGAUCUGAUAAACAACACGGUUACAUUCGGUGUAAACGAGAAUGCUUAUGUGUUUAUCGAAAGUCGAACCAUACCCGGCGAUCCGAAACAGUUUAAAGCUAUCCUUCGGCUCAAGGAACAAGUCUUGACAAUGCCGGAAAAAUUGGAACUCAUCGUCACUGCGACGGAUGCGGGAGUGCCUGCAAAAACGUCCCAAGUUAGUGUAACGAUCGAACCGGAUCUGUCUAUCGUGUAUGACGAUCCUCCACUGUUCAAGGAAACGUUCAUAAAUAGAACGCUUGAAGCCGGUCUUUUGAUACGGCUGGAAUUAGUCCCGGGAACUGAAACAAACGAUAUACUGUACAGUCUCGAAGGGGCGGAUGCACAGUAUUUCACUCUCAUGGUGUGGCCCAACAACACCGGAGUCGAUCUCAGGUUAAUAGGUGUAGACAACCUGCCCAAAUUCAAAACCUUUCUCAGUGUCGUUGCCGUAGCCAAGCGCACGGAGCUGCAACAGGCGUCUUGUGUAAUACUUCUCAGUAUCCCAUCCGCAAGUAUCCCUGAUACUUCGCACGUGACCGUGGAGAAGGUACUAGGUGUAUUACAGCUAAAAGAGAUGAGCCAACAUCGGGACAUUUUUCCUCUGGCGAUUGAAAACUGUGUCUACGGAAUACAGUCUCAAUCGCCUGGGGAGUAUUUCUUCGUGCAAGAGGUAGAAAGUUCGCUUGCCUCCAAACCAUUCGAUCGCGAAGACAAGGAACUUUUUGAGGGUCUGGAUAUGCCCCAGUUUUGGAUAGUGCUCGAACUAAAGUGCCCAAACCAAUCGGCGCCAGCACCAUCUGUGUCGAAUUGGACAGGACCGAAGAGAGACAUCGAUUUUACUACGGAUCUUACGCACCUUAACGUUAUUGUCGAAGAUAUCAACGACAACAGUCCGCUCUUUACAUACCCGGUGAAUAAUGCACGGUUUGCGUUUCCGCCGCCGCGUCUCUGGCAACAAAUACUUCCUGAUAGAUUACUCACAGUUGAAGCCACCGAUCUGGACGACGGACUCAAUGCCCUUAUCCGCUAUUCACUUGCGAUGAACGAUCACUUCGAUAUCGAUCCCCAUACAGGCGUAAUAUUUCCGCUAAAUGCAGUCCUUGCCAAAGAAAACAGCAUUACGCUGGAUGUGGCUGCAACUGAUCGCGACGGCGCCGAGGAUGGGAAUAUAUCCACUAUGAAAAUAGUCGUCCAACGGGCAUCCGAGGAUCAGCUGGCAUCAUUGACAAUAAACGGAAUGGAUCCGUAUAUGCUUGAUAAAACGCUAGAGGAGAUUAGCGCAAAGGAAGGCGUCAAAAUUGGAACGUUAAAAAAUGCAUUUUCUACUGCUGGAGAUGACGGUAAAACAACUCGACGUUCGGCAGACGCUCGGUUCAUCACAAGUGCGAUAGUCUACGCGUUUAGCAAGGAUCAACUUUUGUCCUAUGACGAGAUGAAUAGUAUAUUCGGUAAGCUUGAAAUGAAUUUCACAUCAAAGUUAUCGAAAAUUUCGGAACUAUUCGCGGUACAAACGGUGGUCAACGAUUCUGUUUCGAACCCAAUUUAUCCCUACAUCAUAAUAGCGGCAUUUUUCGGAGCCCUUGCAAUUGCUAUGGGAGCAGCUGUAUUCUAUUACCGAGCCAAAAGUCGUCAGCCAGGAGUGGCAAAUACUGUGAUCGCCCCAUCGCGAUCUUCAACCGGUUCGGACGCCAUUAUAAAGGAAAACGAAUUCAGCAUUUCAUCAAGCACUCCACCAAUGACCGCAACAGUAAAUAGCGAAUCAAUUGAUACUGUACGAUCCCUGACAGAAUUAUCAGCCAUCCAUGAAGAUCUCGAAAAUGAAAAAAGUAAUAUUGAUGUAGCAUCAGCAUGCCUCCGGGAUAGGAAGAAGAGUAUAAAAUUUAAUGAAACUGUAGAAAGAAUUGAAGUAUUUGAUAAAUAAUUCUAA